Messenger RNA from Penaeus monodon (black tiger shrimp), 295 nucleotides. RefSeq lists its product as uncharacterized. Bases 7 to 288 code for a protein of 93 amino acids. The record is from RefSeq and is a predicted model, not a curated record. The transcript has a single exon. NCBI's taxonomy places the organism in Eukaryota, Metazoa, Arthropoda, Malacostraca, Decapoda, Penaeidae.
GAAACAAUGGAAGAUUCUGAGUCUCCCAAAAUCAUGGAAGAAGAUUGUAUAUUUCUCAUAGGAAAGAAGAAGGAAAAUGUUGUUGAAGUUACUGCAGAUUCCUUGGUGGCCCUUUUCACUCUCGAGUGCUGCCGCAAUCCAGCUCUGAAUGUGGUGCUUGUGGAGAGGGAGGGUAACAGUGCCACAGAAUCAAGUGCCAACAAGUCUGAUAACAAUGUAUGGUUUCCUGUGAAUGUUAAAACACUUUCAUUCCCACUAUUUUGCAUUCAUGAAGAUAAAUGCCGAUAGAUAAAAA